AAAAACCCUAAUAACCAGAACUGAAAAACCCUCUUUUCUUCUGCUUGCUCCUUCUCCAACUCGUUUCAUCGCCAUCGAACGCAGAGAAACCCGCCAUCGCGAGUUCCAAGUUUUUUGCUGAAGCUAGAAGAGUAGUAUAAUGGGGAAGAAGAGAAAGCAUAGUGAGACUGCAGCUGUGGCAGUUCCCAAAAAGGAUGAAGCUGCUCCAGAGAGACCAGCAAGGACCCUUUUGGGUUGGAAGGAUAAGAGUGAAGUCAACGGUGAUGAUUCUCAAGUCAAGGAUGUUGAACUUGAUGAUUCGCCUAUAUUCAGGAACAAAGAGAAGGUUUUGGUCACUUGCUCUAGGCGUAUCAAUUUCAGGUACCGGCACUUGAUGUUGAAUGUGGUCUCGCUUUUGCCUCAUUGUAAGAAGGACAACAAGGUUGAAUCGAAGGAAUCUAAAGGGGCCACAUUGAAUGAGCUCGUUGAGCUCAAAAAUUGUUCCUCUUGUUUGUUUUUUGAGUGCAGGAAGGGAAAAGAUCUUUAUCUCUGGAUGGCAAAAUGCCCCAAUGGUCCGUCUGUGAAAUUUUUAGUUAGCGCUGUGCACACAAUGGAGGAAUUGAAAUUAACUGGAAAUCACCUAAAAGGUUCCCGCCCAAUUUUGACAUUUUCAACAAAUUUUGAAAAAGAUGCACAUUGGAGACUCUUAAAGGAGAUGUUAUUACAGAUAUUUGAAACUCCAAAAGACCACAGAAAAGCUAAACCUUUCCAUGAUCACGUGUUUGUUUUCUCAAUAGCUGAUGACCAUAUCUGGUUUCGGAACUACCAGAUCGAUGUUCCUCACAAUGAGACAGACAAAUUACCCCGAGGAGGCCUCGAACAAAUGAAUUUGGUUGAGGUUGGCCCGCGGUUCUGCUUGAACCCAAUUAAGAUAUUUGGUGGCAGUUUUGGAGGGCCAACAUUAUAUGCGAAUCCAUUCUACGUGUCACCAAAUCAGGUUCGAGCAUUGGAGAAACGGAAGAAGUCUGGGAAAUAUGCAAAGAAGAUCAAGGCAAAGACAAGGAGGAAAAUGCAUGAGAUGUCUAAUCCUCUGGAGCCCGAUGAGUUUGCAGAUAUGUGGAAAGAGUGAAAUUUUGGGAAAGUUCAUGUUACCUCCCCUUCAUCCAAGCAUGAAAUGCCAAUUUUGAGUAAAAUCUGUUUCUGUUUACCAUCACAUUAUAAUCUAAAAACAUAGGUUGGUGCCUUUUUGGUUCUGUAAUUUUCAUGCCCUAAAAUUCUUAUGGUUACUGCUUAUUAAGCAUCCUUAGAUAGAUAUAUUUAUGUCAUGUAAUUCACUAAUUCUUAUGUAAGAUUUUGGUUUGAUGGAAAAUAACACUUUCGGUCA
Arachis stenosperma is the source of this 1363-nucleotide messenger RNA. RefSeq names its product ribosome biogenesis protein BRX1 homolog 2-like. Gene Ontology annotation, cellular component: nucleolus. Gene Ontology annotation, biological process: ribosomal large subunit assembly; rRNA processing. The transcript is spliced from 9 exons. Gene Ontology annotation, molecular function: rRNA binding. The record is from RefSeq and is a predicted model, not a curated record. The coding region runs from base 140 to 1108 and encodes 322 amino acids. NCBI's taxonomy places the organism in Eukaryota, Viridiplantae, Streptophyta, Magnoliopsida, Fabales, Fabaceae.